AUGUUGUGGAAAAUAACCGAUAAUGUCAAAUAUGAAGAAGACUGCGAGGACCGGCACGACGCGAGCAGCAAUGGGAACCCGCGCCUCCCGCACCUGGCCUCGGCGGGCCAGCACCUCUACAGCCCCGCGCCGCCCCUGUCGCACAGCGGGGUGGCCGAGUACCAGCCGCCCCCUUACUUCCCGCCCCCCUACCAGCAGCUGGCCUACUCGCAGUCCGCCGACCCCUACUCGCACCUGGGCGAGGCCUACGCCGCGGCCAUCAACCCACUGCACCAGCCCGCGCCCGCCGGCAGCCAGCAGCAGGCCUGGCCGGGUCGCCAGGGCCAGGACGCGGCCGGCCUGCCCGGGCACCACGCGCGCCCCGCCGGGCUCCUGCCACCCCUGGCCGGCCUGGAGAGCGGGGCCAUGAGCGCGCGCAGGGACGCCUACCGCCGCUCCGACCUGCUGCUGCCCCACGCGCACGCCCUGGAGGCCGCGGGCCUGGCCGAGAACCUGGGGCUCCACGACAUGGCGCACCAGAUGGAGGACGUGCAGAAUGCCGAGGAUCAGCAUCUGCUUCUGCACGACCAGACCGUGAUUCGCAAAGGUCCGAUUUCCAUGGCCAAGAACCCCCUGAGUCUCCCUUGUCAGAAGGAGCUGGUGGGGGCCGUGAUGAACCCCAGUGAAGUGUUCUGCUCUGUCCCUGGCCGCCUUUCCCUCCUCAGCUCCACUUCCAAGUACAAAGUGACAGUGGCCGAAGUCCAGAGGCGACUGUCCCCGCCUGAGUGUUUAAAUGCAUCGUUACUGGGGGGUGUUCUCAGAAGAGCCAAGUCCAAAAAUGGAGGCCGCUCGCUGAGGGAGAAACUGGACAAGAUCGGGUUGAAUCUUCCGGCGGGCAGGCGGAAAGCGGCCCAUGUUACGCUGCUGACCUCGCUGGUGGAAGGUGAGGCUGUGCAUUUGGCCCGGGACUUUGCUUACGUCUGCGAGGCCGAAUUCCCCAGCAAGGCAGUAGCUGAAUAUCUAACCAGACCUCACCUCGGAGGGCGCAACGAGAUGGCAGCCAGGAAGAACAUGUUGCUGGCUGCACAGCAAGUGUGCAAGGAAUUCACUGAUCUGCUCAACCAAGACCGAACCCCCAAUGGCAAUAGCCGCCCCACCCCGGUGUUGGAGACGAGCAUCCAGAACUGUCUGUCCCACUUCAGCCUCAUCACCCACGGCUUUGGCAGCCAGGCCAUCUGUGCCGCCGUGUCUGCACUCCAGAACUAUAUCAAGGAGGCCCUGGUGGCACUCGACAAAUCCUACCUGAACCCAGGGGACCAGAGCCCGGCCGACUCGAGCAAGAGCCUGGAGAAGAUGGACAAGCACCGAAAGUAG
Molecule: messenger RNA, 1353 nt
Organism: Suncus etruscus (white-toothed pygmy shrew)
Lineage: Eukaryota; Metazoa; Chordata; Mammalia; Eulipotyphla; Soricidae
Gene: TFAP2C
Product: transcription factor AP-2 gamma
Exons: 7
Coding region: 1-1353 (450 amino acids)
Biological process (GO): regulation of cell population proliferation; anatomical structure development; regulation of transcription by RNA polymerase II
Cellular component (GO): nucleus
Molecular function (GO): RNA polymerase II transcription regulatory region sequence-specific DNA binding; DNA-binding transcription factor activity, RNA polymerase II-specific
Source: RefSeq, a predicted model, not a curated record